This is a messenger RNA of Myxocyprinus asiaticus (Chinese sucker), 5518 nucleotides long. Its product is annotated as LIM domain-containing protein 1-like. Gene Ontology annotation, molecular function: transcription corepressor activity. Bases 674 to 2395 code for a protein of 573 amino acids. Gene Ontology annotation, biological process: response to hypoxia; cytoskeleton organization; positive regulation of miRNA-mediated gene silencing. The transcript is spliced from 8 exons. Gene Ontology annotation, cellular component: nucleus; adherens junction; transcription regulator complex. The record is from RefSeq and is a predicted model, not a curated record. Lineage: Eukaryota; Metazoa; Chordata; Actinopteri; Cypriniformes; Catostomidae.
UAUGUUUACACGACAGCAGAGUUCUUUCCAGUUAAAAUUAAACAGCCAAUCAACUGACAGCGGUCAGUAUUUUUACUUUCUUUGCGCGCUCACGAUCUACACAGCACAGAUGGUCGCGCGCUUCCCUCAUUCUCAUUGUGGAGUCAUCAGCACUGAGGCGGGAUUCGCGCGCGGAAAAGAGUUCGUUAAAAGGAAUAUUCAAAUUCGCGCUUGUUUACUGUGGAGGAGAUUUUGUUAAAUUGAAGUUUGUUUGUUUGUCACGUCGUUACAAUCCGUCAAGUUUACUUGGAGUUAAACUGAGAGAAAGUUCCGUUAAAAGAGACAACUGAAGUGCACUGGAAAGUUCAGCUCGAGUCCUUUUCCUUUCGGUCAGCUUUUGGUCGCUCUCCUCAUUUUCAGUGUUUUUAUUCACAGGCUGACAGAAUGUCUGCUUUUUCGUCGAAAUAGCUUUUCCCGCUCACAUUUGGAGUAUUUUUGGGAUUAAAUCAGUGUGUGUUAUUUUGAGUGUCUUUAUCAGUGGCUUUUCACUGGCGAACAGUUUUAAACAGCUGUUUUCCGUCAGUUUGCGUCUUGAAUCAAUGGUCUCUGCUGGAGACCCUCCACCGACAGAAGUAGUUUUAAAACAUUACUUUCUGCCUGUUUAAGUACGGUUAAACGGGUUCCUGUUGAGAACAUGGACAAAUACGACGAUUUGGGACUUGAGGCGAGUAAAUUCAUCGAGGACCUGAACAUGUAUGAAGCGUCGAAGGACGGCUUGUUUCGCGUCAAGAGAGAUGCGGGAAAUAACCCGGAUUUUGAAGAAACUAGGAGAGUUUUUGCCUCCAAAAUGACUAAAAUACACAUGCAGAAGCAGCAAGAGGAGAUGGCAAGGAACAGUUUGGCAGCAAGAAUGAAUGGAAGCCACGAGAAAUUGUCAGAUAACACAUUGUACACCAAAGACAGACCACCCAUCAACAGUUAUAGGCAGGGGGGUGAAGCAGCAGCCAAACCACCCAUCAUGUCUGGACCAAUGACUGGCACUGCCAGUGUGAAUCCAUACAUAUCUCACGAAGGACAAAAACAUCAUCCAGCCAGCCAAAAUGAUGGAUCCAACAGGGGUUAUGGGAACAGUUAUGACAAUAAGGUGAUUGGGAAUGCUUAUAACCCAGUUCCAGUGCCAGCUGGAGCAGCACCCUCUAGCAGCCCCCCUCGCACAUGGACGUCAAGGAGCAGUCACCCUUCUCAAACACCAUCAUCCCUUCUCUCUAACAGCUCUUCCUCCUCUGGUUCACCUGGAGUCACUCCUCCAGUGUGCCAGGGCUUCCCUCAAACCUUUGCCCCAUCAGGGAAGUCUCUCUCACAGUCGCCCACAGGAACCUACAGGGACGCAUAUCACAAACCUCAGCAGAUCAGUCUGGCACAGUGGUCUACCAGUGGGCAGACAUGUCAAAAUGGGGUUCUUCAUAACGUUGGCACCUCACCUACACAGGUGACCCCACCGCCACUGUCCCAUGGAGAAAAGCAAGGUGAGUCGCCCCAACCCAAGAGCAUCGCCCUAACCACAAGGCAAGGCCAGGGCAGCCCAGCCGUGCCCACUCCCACACCGGUGGCUCCUGUAGAGUCUGCCGAUGAUGAAUGCUCGAGCCCUUGUCGGGCACUCAAACUGCCAUGUCAGACCCUCCAUAUACAGACAGAUCAGGGGCCAUCUGUAGCUGAAAUAAAAUUAGAAGCUCUGACUGAACGCCUGGAAAAGGAGAUGGACGCCCAGCCAAAGGCUGAGUACUUUGGCAGUUGUGUGAAGUGCAGCAAGGCUGUUUAUGGAGCCAGUCAAGCAUGUCAGGCCAUGGGCAGCCUGUACCAUGACAGUUGCUUCGCCUGUAGCGCUUGCAGUCGAAAGCUCCGGGGAAAAGCCUUUUACUAUGUCUCUGGGAAAGUGUUUUGUGAAGAGGACUUCCUGUACUCUGGGUUUCAGCAGUCUGCUGAUAAAUGCAACGUGUGUGGACAUUUAAUCAUGGAUAUGAUCCUGCAGGCACUUGGGAAGUCUUACCAUCCAGGCUGCUUCCGCUGUGCCAUCUGUAAUGAGAGUUUGGAUGGAGUGCCUUUUACUGUGGACACUGAGAAUAAGAUCUACUGUGUCAAAGACUACCACAGAGUUCUUGCACCAAAAUGUUCUGCCUGUAAUCAGCCGAUUCUGCCCUCUGAGGGGUCAGAUGAAACCAUUCGGGUGGUCUCCAUGGACAAGGAUUACCACGUAGAGUGCUAUCAUUGUGAGGACUGUCAUGUAGAACUGAAUGAUGAGGAGGGUCACCGCUGCUAUCCUCUGGAUGGACACCUGCUCUGUCAUGCAUGUCACCUCAAACACAUCGAACCUGCCUCCCCUCAGUCUAAAGCAAACAACUACCACAGUCAGUUUUAAACAUCUGCCACUUCCUUGUGGCUGUUCAGAGAUAUCAGCGUUGCCAAAGCUACUCAACACAUACACUCCAAAAGUCACAACUGUAAUUGAGAUUACAAAAUGUGUACAUGUGUGAGAUUCAUUAUUUUUUCAUAUUUUUUUAUAUCUGAAUUAUUUAGAACAUUACUGUCUAUUAAUAUUUUAUGGUAACACUUUACAAUAAGGUUCCAUUUGUUUACAUUAGUUAACUACAUUAACAUAAACUAACAAUGAGCAAUUAUUUUACAGCAUUUAUUAUUAUCAUAUUAUCAACAUAUAUUUAUUAAUCAUAUUAUUAAACAAAUUAAUUCAUGUUAAUUUAAACAAACUAAUACAUUUUUAAAAUUAAAAGAUGUAUUUUUGAACAUUAGUUAAUGCACUCUGAACUAACAUGAACUAACAAUGAAAUAUUUUUACAAACUAACAUUAAGAUUAAUAAACGCUGCAAACAAAUAUUGUUAAUUGUUUGUUGAUGACAUCUAAUGGAUUAACUAAUGUUAACAAAUGGAAGUUAAUAUGAAGUGUUACUUAUUUUAUUAGAUUGGAUUCCAAAGGAACAUAAUUUAAACUGGCUUGUAUGAAACAAAUGCUGUAAACAAUGAACUAUUGGAUUAUGAAAUAAAAUUGCUACAAAUUUUUGUAAAUAAGACAACGUUACAGCUUUCAUUACAAACAUUUUUGAAUCUGAAUUUCUGCUUGAGUGGCACUUAAAGGAAUAGUUUACCAAAAAUGAAAAUUCUCUCAUCAUUUACUCACCCUAAUGCCAUUCCAGAUGUGUAUGACUUUCUUUCUUCUGCAGAACACAAAUGAAGAUUUUUAGAAGAAUAUUUCAGCUCUGUAGGUCCAUACAAUACAAGUGAAUGGUGACCAGAGCUCUGAAUCUCCAAAAAGCACAUAAAGGCAGCAUAAAAGUAAUCCAUAAGACUCCAGUGGUUUAAUCCAUGUCUUCUUUUUUACUGAAAAUAUAAACUUUCACUUUCACAUUCAGCCACCUACUGGUCAGGACUGGUCAAAGGUGGAGAUUGACAGUAAAAAAAGGACUUAAAUAUUAGGACUAUAAAUAUAGGACUUUAAUAUAAAAAAUCUGUUUCUCACCCACAUCUAUUAUAUUGCUUCAGAAAACAUGGAUUUAACCACUGGAUACAUAUGGAUUACUUCUAUGCUGCCUUUAUGUGAUUUUUGGAGCUUCAAAGUUCUGAUCACUAUUCACUUGCAUUGUUCUGCAGAAAAAAGAAAGUUAUACACAUCUGGGAUGGCAUGAGGGUGAAUAAAUGAUGAGAUAAUUUUCAUUUUUGGGUGAACUGUUCCUUUUAAGGGUGAUCUGAUCCACUUACCAGCCAUAAAACUGUAUUUAGCUUUACUUUUAUAUAAUGAAAAUGCAAUACAUUAUUUUACAUUAUUUAAAAAAUUUAAUUAUAAUCAAAUAGUCACAUUUUUGUGCUUGGCAAGUGUUCAUUUUAGACCCUGAUUUCAAGACUUGUAAGAGUCAGACAAGUUUCAACUACUAUUUUCUUCGAGAUCCUUUGAAAUCUUGUUUGAUCAAUCCAUUGCAUUUUAUUCCAUUGAACAGAAUUCUGGGAAGCCUGCACACUAACUAAUUGGAACACCCAACACCAAGUACUCUUAAUUCAAGAGGCCUUUAUCCUAGAGGUUCACAUACUUUUACCAAUAAUAACAUUGAGCACCUUUCCUUUAUCAGUGUACGGUCAUUUUAAGCAAAACCUGAUCGGCACAUAUCGAUUUUGAUCAUUACCCCGAUUUUGCUCUGCAUUUGAAUGCCUUUACAGGCUUUCUUACCGGCUUAUCUAAUGUGCGCAAGUGUUGGGCGCAUGCCUAUUUACGCUUUUACCCAAUAAUUUCAAACGUGUAAACUUGCAUUGACAGAUUUUUUUUUAAUAAUCUGAUUUUGGAUAGUUAUUAUCAGCGUUUUGCUGUGCAUGUAAAUGCUGCAGUACCAUUUGUUCAAAAAAGAUUUGGCACGGUAGAAUGUUGUGUUGUUUGACAAAUUGGUAGAUGAAUCAGAUCACAAGAGCCAUUCUUGCUGAAAUUAGAUCAUUUCAGUGAGUUACCAACUUUUUCCACAUAACAGCAGAUAAUGGUGAAUUGAUCUUGAAGCCAAAUAUUACUCCAGCAUCACUCACCUCCAUAUUGUCUAAAGUUCCCAUGGGAAAGACCUUGUAAAUCAUUUAUAUGCCUGUUUUCACAGGUUAAUCAGGUGAAAACAGUUGAUUAUGUGCAUAGGCUUAUGUACUUUCUCAGAUGUAUUCAUCUCCGUCAGUAUUACUAAUUUAUCUAUCUGCUCCAAAAGUAGGAUGUGAUCUUAUUUUACAUUUUGUGUUAUGCCAGUGAUUUCUUAGAUAAAACUGAAAAGAUUUUCAUCAAGGUGUAAUAUACCUGAAUCUGUUCAUGAAUAAACACCAAUUUUCCAGACAACUGUACAUUUUCUACCACCUCAGAACCAGUUUAAACACCAUCACAUGAAUCUCAAACCACAGCCUACUUGCAAUGUUUUCAGCCCUCUCUAUGACUACAUUUAUGUGCACAUUUUCUGAUUAAAGUUCAUAUUCUGGUUAAGGUUUUAAUGCUCCACAGCUAUUGGAAUAGCUAUUGGAUACAUGUACACUAUUCUUGUGUACAUGCAACCAGCAUAUUCAGAAUAAACUCAGACAUACACUAUUUUCCUGCUAUUGUCUUCUGGAAAUACUGGAGAUUCUCACUCUUUCCAUUUAUUACUCUGAAUUUAAGUUAUUUCGGGUACUAAAUUCUUAUUCAUGUCCUUAAUAAUAAUAACUCGCAAAACCAAGAGUGUGUGACAUUUGUAGGUCAUGAUUUUUUUUUUUAUAUGUUGGAUGUUCCCGUAGCUCAACUGGUAGAGUAUGGUGCUAGCAAUACCAAGAGGAUCAUAGGUUCAAUUCUCAGGAAACACACAAAAUGAUAAAAUGUACACCUUGAACGCACUGUAAAAAGCAGCUGCCAAAUGCAUAAAUGUAAUUUUAAAAAAUGUGUUUCUCCAACAGCUUGACUUUUCAUAACUCUGUAUCUAAUACCACCCAGAAUUACCAUUGUUUAGACAUGUACAGAAAUAAAUGAAUGUUCAAUUACAGU